Molecule: messenger RNA, 977 nt
Organism: Argiope bruennichi
Lineage: Eukaryota; Metazoa; Arthropoda; Arachnida; Araneae; Araneidae
Exons: 12
Coding region: 67-525 (152 amino acids)
Source: RefSeq, a predicted model, not a curated record
CUUUGUGCUAUAUUAAUGCUAUUUUUGAAUUAAUUUGAAUUCCAUCAUUUUUGAAAAUUUGUAAAAAUGAGUUCCGACAAAAAUGAUGGAAAUGGACAGGGGGACAGAAGAGAAUCUUCCGAAGAAGAUCCACAACGGUCCAGACAUGCGCCUUAUGACAUCAGGCGAUUUUUGAGGAGGCGAACGGGCACAGGUGGUCGACCAAGACCAGCCCGGGGAGCACAAAGAGAGGCUCCACCAAUUGGAUUUGAGGAGCAGAGAAGAACCACACGUGAGGAGGUUCGAGCUGAGCCUCCCGUGUUGGGACAGCUAGGACCGUCCGCCAGCGCGGUCUUUCAGGGGCCCUGGGUAUCAGAUGCCCCAGCCACAGAGUCACCUCCUGUAGUGGGAGCCACAAGAACACUACAGGAGAUUCUGGACCAGCUGCCAGAUCCCAUUUCUGCUGUUCCAGAGCAACGGCCACCUCUGCGGGGUGACUCGGAUUUGUUGCAGGAUCAACCUUUUACCAUGAGAGAUGAUCAGUGAUAAGCAACCCGUCCAGUUCUCAAGACGCAGCAUUGUCUCUAAGGUGACAAUGUGCUUCUCCAAGGGGGGGCGUGUAAGACCCGCUCCUCCGCUCCCAACGACGAAGCUUGCAAAACCAGUCAGGAGGGGAAAGGUCACGUGGUAUCCGAGGGGGUGAAAACCAGGAGAGACGAACAGGAAGUGGACUAGACAAGAUAAGGACGAGGGACGACGAGCGAAGGUGGCGUGGUUCGCCAUGAACGAGAGGCUUGAUUCACUUUUAUGUUUUAUAUUUUAAACCAUUACUGUAAAUAUGUAAAUAAUAUAAUAAUCUAGAAUAUGAUGGGUUCCUGUAUUUAUUUCUAUUCAAUCAACAUGAUUGAACCGGGCGAUUAUUAAGAUUGAACUGGAUUUAAAAUAAUCACUCAGGCCUAGACGUUAAGUAGGCGCCAGCCGUUGUUGGAACAGCCACA